UUUCAAAUCUAGGGUUUUGUUCUUAUUUCACACCUGCUACCUUUCAAUCCUAGCUCCCCUGUUACUACCUCAGCUUCUGAUUCUUCUGCAUUUUACUUUUCCUCUUCUGGGUCUCUGUGGGUGCCUCUGUUCCAGCUCUGACUUCACUUUGUUUCUCUUGUUUUCUUGCUAAAGAUCAAAUUUUUACUUGGGUUUUUAGAUUCUUCUCAACUUGAAGCAAAACCCUUCUAGAAUCCCAGUUCUAGGAGCUCACUGGGUUACUCUAUCUUGAAGAUUUGGGGCUAAAGUUCUGAUCUUUACCCCCUCUUUUUGAUUUUGAGAUUUCCAAAAUUGGGGAGAAGCUUUAAAGGUUUAAGCUUUCUUGGUAAAUGCAUGGAUGGGAGAGAAGCCAUGGCCAUCUCUGGUGCUCAAGCUUCCUACUACAUCCAUAGGGGAGGCCAUGGUGGGUCUUCACCUGGAUCACAGAUUGCUGGGUUGCAUGCACCACCUGGGUUCAGACCCAACAACAACGCUACCUUUCAGCAAGCUCAGUCUAAUGUGAGAGCCACCUCUGUGGGAUCAACAUUCUCAGCAGAGCCUUCUAGACCCAAUUAUCCUCAUGGCAUUAGCAUGAGUGGUUCUCCUGGAGCUCCUUCGAGUGAGCCUGUGAAGAAGAAACGAGGGAGGCCCCGGAAAUAUGGGCCUGGUCUUGGUUCCGGUCAGGGUCAGGGUCCUGAUGCCCCGGUUUCGCUGGCAUUGUCUCCAUUGUCUUCAACUCCUAAUCCUACUCCAGGAUCAACCUCACCGACCCCGAAAAGAAACAGGGGAAGGCCACCUGGGACCGGCAGGAAACAACAGUUGGCUAAUCUUGGGGAAUGGAUGAACAGUUCGGCUGGACAGGCUUUUGCACCCCAUGUUAUCACCAUCGAAGCUGGAGAGGACAUUGUAGCAAAAUUGUUGUUAUUUUCACAACAGAGGCCUAGGGCACUGUGUGUCUUGUCAGGAAAUGGAACAGUAUCUUCAGUAGCACUGCGUCAGCCUGCAUCAACUGGUGUCAGUGUCACAUAUGAGGGUCGUUUCCAGAUAUUAUGCUUGUCAGGUUCUUACUUGGUUGCGGAGGAUGGUGGCCCGCGCGAUCGAACAGGGGGCAUAAGUGUUUCCCUUUCUAGUUCUGAUGGUCAUGUCAUUGGUGGUGCUGUGGCUAUGCUUAUUGCAGCCUCUCCAGUGCAGGUUGUGCUUUGCAGUUUUGUAUAUGGUAGCUCCAACAAGAUCAAGAGCAAGCCGCUGCCUGGCCCCAAUAAUGGGGAGAGUUCUGAGCCUCAGCACAGUGAGAAACUACCUUCACCGACAACAGCUCCAUCUACUCAAAAUUAUGCUCCAUCCACAGCAGGUAUAUGGCCUGGUGGGCGGCUAGUUGAUGCAAGAAAUGCUCACACUGGUAUUGACUUGACUCGCGGAUGAAGAUAAUGCUGCAACAGACACAUGCACCAGUUUUGUAUAUAUGUGUUGUUGUAAAUCAACUGAAUCUCUGAGAAUUGUAACAUUACAACUCUUGUUCACCCACUAGUGGGUAACAAGUCUGUGCUAACAUAAUCUGUAGCAAAAGCUAUGAUCCCGAGGGUUAUUUUAGCAACAUUACGAACUCAUUGAGGAAGUUUCAGUUAGUGUGAGGUCCAAGUAGUGUGGCGAUUAAGACACUCAUCUCAUCUGUAGCAAAGAAAUUCUUUCAGCCUUUUGGUUGAAACUUCAUAUGAAAUCAAAAAUGCUUAUGCAGUAGUUCUCAAUCC
Fragaria vesca subsp. vesca is the source of this 1766-nucleotide messenger RNA. RefSeq lists its product as uncharacterized. Gene Ontology annotation, molecular function: minor groove of adenine-thymine-rich DNA binding. The coding region runs from base 373 to 1440 and encodes 355 amino acids. The transcript is spliced from 5 exons. The record is from RefSeq and is a predicted model, not a curated record. Lineage: Eukaryota; Viridiplantae; Streptophyta; Magnoliopsida; Rosales; Rosaceae.